CCAGCCCUGGGAGACGAUGCUGAGAGCAUAUUGAAAAGCUGUCUCCAGCAAAAGCCUGCCAGUUUAACAACUCUGUUCAGUGUUCCUAUUGCACAGUGGGCUCUUUGACGCAACAGAAAGGGCUGCCUUUUUAGGUUUGCUUCUUUCUUUUUUUUCCCCUUUUUGCUUCCUCUUAAAUCUGCCUGCCCAAUUUAAAGCUUGUGGAUAUUUCUUCCCCCCUUGGGGAAAGCUUAUGUGAGCUUUUUAUUUUUUUUUAAUAUUUCAGUCCAUUAAACUAUAUUUUUUUCUUCUCUCUCUUUUUUUCCCCCUUCUUUCCCCCUUUUUUUUACUUGUUUGCUGUUAGAAAAUGCUGGAGCUGAGGACAAAGCUUCCAUUGCAGCACCCUGUACUGAGAAGCAUGAUACUCCUGGGCACGUGCUGUCUGCAAGGAAGAUAGUUAUUUGCUGCUUUGUAUUUCUUCUUGGAUUGCUAUCAAAGGAACUAAGAAAGGAUGUAGACAUGCUGUUAAUGUCUCUCUUCAAGCUGUAUUUGAGAGUGUGCUUGGAGGAAGUGAAUUUCGUGGGGCAUCUCCUGUGGAAGUCAAGAAAGAGUGGGCAGAGUCUCCACCCAGUCAAAGGCACACACAUCUAAACAGUGAGCCUGAGGGCAUGCACUUCUUGAAAGAAGGAAAUGAAAAAAUGGUGUCCUGAAAUCCUGACCAAGGAGACCAGCUUUUAUAGUGCAUCCAUAGGAAGCGUUUCCACUACAAGCCUUUCACCACACAAGGAGACAGACUGAAGAUGUAGGCAGCUGGCAAAUGUGAAAGCAAUGAAGAGGUGUGCUGAGGUUGGCAGUGCUUUUUAUAGUACACACAUUUUCUGGGAAAGGCAUAAGAAGAGAGAUAAGCAGGAGAUGACUGUGGCAAGCUGAGAAGUAGCUGUGGCAGACCAAGAUGUUCCACAGAGAAGAUCACACCAAAAAGGUCCUAGGGCUGCAUCAACCACCAGCUGAUCAUGCUGCAGGAGUGUAGGUGUUGCCAUGAGGAUCAGAGGGUGCCCUGUCUGCUUUGCAGCUUGCCUUUUGGUCCUGCUGGGUAAACACUAGAGAGGCAGAGCAGGUGGUGUAAGAGAGCUGAGAAGCCAGUUCCUGCACAUACAUGCAUCUGUGCAAGAGUACUACACGUCCAAAGGCCUCUGUGGCACUGCAUGGUCAUCAGAACUGUCACUUGUGGGGGAUUAGACUUUGCUUUUGGAGAGAUGAUGUUCCGACGAGGAUUUAUUCUGUUUCUCCCCCGGCUAGCAGGCCUGCUAGUGGUGGCCUGCUGCUCAGUGUCUAUUGUUUACAUGUUGGCUUGCACACCCAAGGGUGACAACCAGCAGCUUGCUUUGCCCAGGGUGCACAGUCCGACUGCCAAGGAGGGAUAUGAAGCAAUUCUGCAGGAGCGAGAAGAGCAACAUCGCAACUACAUCAUCAGCUUGAAGAAACAAAUUGCCCAGCUGAAGGCUGAGCUCCAAGGCAGGAGUAAGCAGCUUAAGAAUGUGCAAGGCCAGCACCCAGACCCCUCAGAUGUUCACAGUACUGACCACAGUAAGCCGGAGAAGGCCCAGGCUAACCUGCUGGCUUUCCUCCGCUCCCAGAUAGACAAAGCAGAGGUGCACAGUGGCGUUAAGCUGUCCACAGAGUACGCAGCUGUGCCCUUUGAAAGCUUCACCCUGCAGAAGGUGUACCAGCUGGAGACAGGGCUGACACGCCACCCAGAGGAGAAGCCUGUGAGGAAGGACAAGCGAGAUGAGUUGGUAGAGGUGAUCGAGUUAGCUACUGGGAGUUUGAACAGUCCAGCGGGGGAUGGCAAUGCAAAACACCGUCUGUACACAGCUGCUGACUUUGUUGAAGGGAUCUACCGCACCGAGAAGGACAAAGGCACGUUGUAUGAGCUGACUUUCAAAGGAGACACGAAACAUCACUUCAAGAAGGUUGUUUUAUUCCGGCCAUUUGGCCCUGUAAUGAAAGUGAAACAUGAAAAUAUCAAUGUAGCUGAUACCCUUAUUAAUGUCAUUGUGCCCUUGGCCAAGAGAGCCAGCAAAUUUCGGCAGUUCAUGCAGAACUUCAGGGAAAUGGGCAUUCAGCAGGAUGGGAGAAUUCACCUCACUGUAGUUUACUUCGGAAAAGAACAAAUGAGUGAAGUUAAAUCAAUACUUGAAAAUACCUCUAAGUCAGCCAACUUUAAGAACUUCACCUUCAUCCAGCUGAAUGAAGAAUUUUCCAGGGGCAAAGGAUUAGAUGUUGGUGCUCGAUUUUGGAAAGGAAACAAUGUUGUUCUCUUCUUUUGUGAUGUGGACAUAUACUUCACAGCUGAAUUCCUCAACUCCUGUAGACUGAACACACAGCCAGGGAAGAAGGUGUUUUACCCUGUCCUCUUCAGCCAGUACAACCCCAGUAUAAUUUAUGGCCACCAUGAUUCCAUCCCCUCUUUAGAACAACAGUUGGUUAUUAAAAAAGAAACUGGAUUUUGGAGAGACUUUGGAUUUGGGAUGACUUGCCAGUACAGAUCUGACUUUAUCAACAUAGGUGGCUUUGACCUGGACAUUAAAGGCUGGGGUGGUGAAGAUGUCCAUCUGUAUCGUAAGUACCUCCACAGCAACCUCAUCGUGAUCCGAACGCCUGUCAGGAGUCUCUUCCAUCUCUGGCACGAAAAACAGUGUCUGGAUGAACUGACCCCAGAGCAGUACAAGAUGUGCAUGCAGUCCAAGGCCAUGAACGAGGCUUCUCAUGGCCAGCUUGGGAUGCUUGUUUUCAAGCAAGAGAUUGAGACACACCUUCAGAGACAGAAAUUGAGCAGUAAGAAGACAUGAAGCCAGAAAGGGAGGUGAAAAAACCCUCUGGACUGAACUAUAAGGUGAUUUAGAAGUGUUGCUAACAAGAAGAGACUGAAAGAGGAUGGAAACUCCAGCAAGAGAGAGCAGAAGAAAAUGAGGGAAGUGCUUUUCCUCCCUUCUUCCUUUUCAUUUUUUUCCCCUUUUUCACUCCUUGAUAAGGCUUUUAAGUAUUCCAUUAGCCUGACUGUUCAGUACUUGCCUCUGGGGAAGACUUGAGCACUUGAAGAGAUUCAAGGUCACGGAGACAAUGAACACUGCACAAACACCGGUGUGGUAUUCACAGUAACAAAUGGAUGUGCUCUUACAUUUACAUGUUUGUAAGAUGUGUACAGUUCUUUAAACGAUUGCCCCUUUAGUGGGCCAAUGCUAAUGAGUUCUUUUCUACAUCUAACCUGACAUAUCUAGAAAGGGCUAUUUUUGAACCAAGUACAGAGCUUCUGCUCUGAGAAGGACGUCUGACUGUUAACCAUGGUUAAGCUGGAGUGACCAAAAAUAUUUUUCUCUUAAGGGUCUUGGAUGAGGUGGGUGGGACACAGCAGCAGUGCACUAACAGGGGGGUACUCCUGGUUCCUUCAGAAAUGGCAGACAUCUCAGAAAGUGCUUUCUAAAAUUCAGAAGGCCCAACUGGCCAUUAAAAAAACAAAUGCUGGAGGUUAGUGAUUGUUCUCUCAUGCGGCCAGUGAACCAAAAGCGGUGACCCAUGUCUGGACUGCAUCAAUCAGGUGGUUUGGCUUUGCUUUAGAACACUGUAAGUAUCUCAAGAUCUAUUUUUAAAUGAAAUUGGUUUUCCUUGGGAAUUAUUUUGUCCUACUUUAGGUUUUCUACCUCUGACUAGGAAACAGUGCAGCCUUCCAGCACCUGGGAAAGGCUCUGUAGAUCUGUGUGUCCCCUGGAUGGGAAGUGGGUUCAGAUAGCAAGUGAUUUUUCUACAUGAGCUGGGUGCUGGAAGGCAGAAGCUUUGCCAUGAUGAAGAAAAGGAAAUACCAGCUUGCAGUACAGAUCUAGCAGGAGGCUUUAAACUCUGAAUGUCAGCAACCAAAACUGAUGACCCUUUCCUGCCUUUAUACCAAAGUAUUCCUUCUAAACCAAAUAUAGAGUCUUGCCCAGGGCACAGCAAGCUUUUUGUAAUCAACAAAAUAAUUUUUUGUGAUGGAUUGCUGGACCCUGCAAAAUCUCUCAUGGUAAUUAUAGCUGCAUCCUAAAAUUUAAUAGAUCUUCCUUUUCAAUUGCCUAAAAGUGUUGAAAGCAUGAGUUACUGCUCUUAUAAAGCAUUUCCUUGUAAUGCUGA
Molecule: messenger RNA, 4143 nt
Organism: Pogoniulus pusillus (Red-fronted tinkerbird)
Lineage: Eukaryota; Metazoa; Chordata; Aves; Piciformes; Lybiidae
Gene: CSGALNACT1
Product: chondroitin sulfate N-acetylgalactosaminyltransferase 1
Exons: 11
Coding region: 1185-2831 (548 amino acids)
Cellular component (GO): Golgi cisterna membrane
Molecular function (GO): glucuronosyl-N-acetylgalactosaminyl-proteoglycan 4-beta-N-acetylgalactosaminyltransferase activity
Source: RefSeq, a predicted model, not a curated record